CACGUGACUGGGGCUCGAGUCAGCUGACGCGGGAGGGUUUGAAGCUACACCGCGAGGGAGCGAGGCCGCAGUGACAGCAGCGGGUGUUUAAACGCCGGUUGCACCGCCGCGCCCGCCGGCGUUCGGCGCUCCCCUCCCCGGCAUGGCAGUGCCCGUAGGCCCGCGCGGCUCAGAGACUGAGCGCCUCCUGACACCCAAACCUGGGUAUGGGACCCAGGUGGGGCCUUCCCCAGCCCCUUCCACCCCUCCAGAAGAGGAGGAUCUCCGCCGUCGUCUCAAAUACUUCUUCAUGAGCCCCUGUGAUAAAUUUCGGGCCAAGGGCCGCAAGCCCUUCAAGCUCAUGCUGCAGGUGGUGAAGAUCCUGGUGGUCACAGUGCAGCUCAUCCUGUUUGGGCUCAGCAACCAGCUGGUGGUGACGUUCCGAGAGGAGAAUACCGUCGCCUUCCGGCACCUCUUCCUGCUGGGCUACUCGGACGGGGCGGAUGACACGUUCGCGGCCUACACCCGGGAGCAGCUGUACCAGGCCAUCUUCCACGCCGUGGACCAGUACCUGAUGCUCCCUGACGUGUCCCUGGGUCGGUAUGCUUACGUGCGGGGCGGGGGCGGGCCCUGGGCCAAUGGCUCGGCCCUGGCCCUCUGCCAGUGCUACUACCACCGGGGCCACGUGGACCCAGCCAAUGACACCUUUGACAUCGACCCCAUGGUCAUCACUGACUGUAUCCGGGUGGACCCUCCCGAGAGACCCCCUGUGCCCCCCAGUGAUGAGCUCUCCCUCUUGGAUCGCAGCACCAGUUACAAGAACCUCACGCUCAAAUUCCACAAGCUGAUCAACGUCACCAUCCACUUCCAGCUGAAGACCAUCAACCUCCAGAGCCUGAUCAACAAUGAGAUCCCAGACUGCUACACCUUCAGCAUCCUGAUCACAUUUGACAACAAGGCACACAGUGGGCGUAUCCCCAUCAGCCUGGAGACCCAGGCCCACAUCCAGGAGUGUAAGCACCCCAGCGUCUUCGGCCAUGGGGACAACAGCUUCCGGCUCCUCUUUGACGUGGUCGUGAUCCUGACUUGUGCCUUCUCCUUCCUGCUGUGUGCCCGCUCACUGCUGCGAGGCUUCCUGCUGCAGAGCGAGUUUGUCAGGUUCAUGCGGCGGCAGCGGGGACAGGUCAUCAGCCUGUGGGAGCGGCUGGAAUUUGUCAACGGCUGGUACAUCCUGCUGGUCACCAGCGACGUGCUCACCAUCUCAGGCACCAUCAUGAAGAUUGGCAUCGAAGCCAAGAACCUGGCAAGCUAUGACGUCUGCAGCAUCCUCCUGGGCACCUCGACGCUGCUUGUCUGGGUCGGCGUCAUCCGCUACCUGACCUUCUUCCACAAGUACAACAUCCUCAUUGCCACGCUGCGGGUGGCCCUGCCCAGCGUCAUGCGCUUCUGCUGCUGUGUGGCCGUCAUCUACCUGGGCUAUUGCUUCUGCGGCUGGAUUGUGUUGGGGCCCUACCAUGUGAAGUUCCGCUCGCUGUCCAUGGUGUCCGAGUGCCUCUUCUCGCUCAUCAACGGGGAUGACAUGUUCGUGACGUUCGCGGCGAUGCAGGCGCAGCAGGGCCGCAGCAGCCUGGUCUGGCUGUUCUCCCAGCUCUACCUGUACUCCUUCAUCAGCCUGUUCAUCUACAUGGUGCUCAGCCUCUUCAUCGCGCUCAUCACCGGCGCCUACGACACCAUCAAGCAUCCGGGCGGAGCGGGCCGAGAGGAGAGCGAACUCCAGGCCUACAUCGCGCAGUGCCAGGACAGCCCCACCUCCGGCAAAUUCCGCCGUGGGAGCGGCUCCGCCUGCAGCCUCCUCUGCUGCUGCGGCAGGGACGCUUCGGAGGAGCAUUCAUUGCUGGUGAAUUGACUCGGACCCGGACCGUCAUAGGACAUUAGCCCCCGGACUGCGGAGACCCAUGCUUAUUUAUUUUAGCCUUCGCUUUUUAAGGACCGGCUCCUUGUCGCGCCCUGUGAGGGCCUGGGCUAGUCGAGUCGGACAUUGGAGUGGAACAGGGAGGGUUAGAGUGGGUGGUAAAUAAAGGGGAAAAUUAACUUGCUGUC
Lipotes vexillifer (Yangtze River dolphin) is the source of this 2079-nucleotide messenger RNA. It is a transcript of the gene MCOLN1, whose product is annotated as mucolipin TRP cation channel 1. Gene Ontology annotation, cellular component: plasma membrane; lysosomal membrane. The record is from RefSeq and is a predicted model, not a curated record. Lineage: Eukaryota; Metazoa; Chordata; Mammalia; Artiodactyla; Lipotidae. The coding region runs from base 143 to 1885 and encodes 580 amino acids. The transcript is spliced from 14 exons. Gene Ontology annotation, molecular function: NAADP-sensitive calcium-release channel activity.